AUGGGCUCCCGAGGCUGCGUCCUUCAACCAGAGGGAAAACCCCGGUCCUGGUGCCGAGACCGCUUCUUCCUCACCACUGACAAGACGCACCUCGACGCAAAGGUCGUCAACGCCGUCUUCGACUCGGACCUCAUGUGGUGGAACGACCCGCUCGAGAUGAACCAGAUGCGCAAGAUGCUCGACAACUGCCUCACCCUGGCCCUCUUCCACGUGCCGGAUACCGCUGAGGAGAUGAAGAGCAACGGCGGCGUGCCCAGCAGCAUGACUGGCCCCAACUGCAAAAUGAUUGGUCUGGCUCGCAUCGUCACCGACUACGUCACCAUCGCAUACCUCACCGACGUCUUCAUCAUGGAGGAGUUUCAGCGGCGCGGGCUCGCCUCUUGGAUGAUGUGCGCUCUCAAGGAGCUGGUCGACGAAUGGCCCAAUCUCCGCGGGCUCAUGCUCAUGACCCACGACCGGGCUGCCGCGCGCAUGUACCAGCGGACCCUUGGCGCCGUCGACUUUGACAAAGGUCCUUCGGCAGGCUUGGUCGUCUUGGAGAUGGGCGGCAGGGGCCAGAAGGACGUCCCGCAACAUUAG
Messenger RNA from Ustilaginoidea virens, 579 nucleotides. RefSeq lists its product as uncharacterized. NCBI's taxonomy places the organism in Eukaryota, Fungi, Ascomycota, Sordariomycetes, Hypocreales, Clavicipitaceae. Gene Ontology annotation, molecular function: acyltransferase activity, transferring groups other than amino-acyl groups. The record is from RefSeq and is a predicted model, not a curated record. The coding region runs from base 1 to 579 and encodes 192 amino acids. The transcript is spliced from 2 exons.